Messenger RNA from Amoebophrya sp. A120, 1366 nucleotides. Lineage: Eukaryota; Dinophyceae; Syndiniales; Amoebophryaceae. The record is from the annotation of a GenBank genome assembly.
GUAUUUCUGUUUCGGGCGCUUGCGCUGAAAGGAAAGCAGAAGCCACUGUGCGCAAAGGCAGUUGCAAAAGAUUCUGCCGAUGAAGAAGACAAAGAGCGUCCUGUACUUGACCCAGCCUUGCGUAGAGAGAACAGAUAAAAAAAAAAGCAGCGCAGGCACUGUCGCUUUGCGGAAAUACGAGGCAAGUUUGUUUCCUCUCAUGAUCGUUCACUCCAAAAAUAGAAAAGGUUUUUUUGAAAUCGUUGGAUCGAAAUCGCGCAGAAAGAUCCACAGCACAAAAAGUAGUCGCGUAGGACGGAUCCAACGCUAAACGAGGUGAAUCGUUGCCAGAUCAUACGGAUUCUGACCGUAACAGGAAAGAAUAUUCGCAACUCAUGAAUUAAUUUUACCAAGAUCCCAGAAUCUCAGAGCAGGCACCAGAAAGAGACCAGAGUACUGAAAUUCUUUGUUUGAAGAUUCUUCUUUUCCCGCCUUCUACGAUCUGGACAGUGCUGUUGCUGUUGUAGUUUACGAAUCUUUAUUCCACAGACAUCAUCGUACUUAAUUUGAGUAGCUAAAGGCCUUUGUCGUACGACGAAAACCGUCAUCAUGCCGAAGAGAAAGCCGGGCAGGGGGCCCUUCGUUCGCAUUCCGCAAUACGCGAAGAAGGAAAUCCAGGAGUUGCGGAAGAAACAGAAAGCCAGAGCGGAACGGGAGGAACAGAGGUUACGGGAGGAGUACCCAAGCGAUUACGAGGACGAGGAAACGAAAAACGACGACAACAAGAAUUCAUCUGCGGCCAAUGAAAUAAAUGACAACAGCAGCGUCCUCGACGACGAGAAAGAUGCAAAUGGGGAGGAGCAAGUUACGACCCUCGAGAGGACGUUAGCAACAAGCAAGAAUCCGGACGUUCGCAAGGCCGUGAAGGACUUCGUGGAGAUGGGCAAGCAGCGCCGGAAGACUUUUGAGAGGUUGCAGAAAAAGGAGAACUUCUUCGUCAAAAGUGAGAAAUCCGUCGAAAAACUUUUGAAAAUCACCGGGAAGGACGGGGUGGAGCACGCCGUGGGGAACUGCUUCGACGAGAUGAAACUGCGCCGAGAGUUUCCGGACCAGGGCGUCGGGCACAAAUACUUCAGCAGUGGGAAGUUUGAAAUCAAGUACGUGCUGUCCACAGAAGGGAUUCCAGUCUGUUUAGUGGUAAAGAGACCGAAGGUGUAGGAACUAAAAGGCGAAGAAGCGCAGCACGUCUUUGUAAACUUUAUUGUUGAACAUGAACUUGCGAACUGUGGCAUUGAAACUUGUUGCGGCCAGCGCUCAUGCUCUUGCACAAGCGAGAAUAUCACAAAAUGAGUGAAAACAAUGACGGCCGCGUAACGGAUGAAGAUUC